UCCUCAUGUUUCUUCUGAUUUUAUUUACCCUAUCCUGACGACUGUGUUUACUUUGCAUGCUUGGGAGUAGUGUUAGCUCAGGAAAAGCAUUUUAUGUUGCUUUUGCUUGCUUUGUGACAGUUUUAUUUUGUUAGUCUUAUUUUCUACUGAACUUGUCUUCCAUAAAUCACUGGUGUGUUAUAUGGGUAUUCUUAUACUAGUAGCCCCUGUGGGACCCCGGGGUAUGCUUGCCUAGCGAGCAUUGCAAGAAUAGGGUCCCUGCCAUCCAUGUCGCAAGAGGCGACUAAGGUGGACACCUCACCUAGAGGUAAAAUAGGUUGUGGUAGGGCUAACAACCCCACCAUGUAAAAAAAAAACAUGUUACAGAAACUGAAACCAGAGAAUUAGUCACAGAUGGCGAAGGCAAUGAAGCACACCAGGCGACUGGACUUAUGACGGACGUUAGCCAAACCCGAGAGGGAGCUGGCGCCCCGACAGCGGAUUUACUGAAGCCGAGGCAAAAGUUGAGGGUGGGGUGCUGGAACAUCCAGACCUUGUACCAGACUGGCAGGAUGCACCAACUAGUCAAGGAGUUUGACAACUACAACUUGGACAUCCUGGGAGUCAGUGAGGUCAGAUGGACUGGCACGGGAAAGAAGAGACUAUCGUCAGGACAUACCAUCUUGUUCUCAGGAAGAUCAGACGCUCAGCACUCUGAAGGGGUAGCUCUACUCCUCAACAAGAAAACGGAAAAGGCACUGCUGGAAUGACUUUUCUUCUCUCCAUACUUCACAUGGUUUGUUCCAUCAUCUUUUUUUAAGAAACCUGUAGUCCUAACAUUUGCUACAUAUGGACUGGCAGCCAUCAUGUUAUUUGUACCAUCUUUAGAACUUGGAAAUAAUGUAUCUUUUGUCCUUCUGGUGUAGGGACUGGUAAGAGCUUGUCGAAGGUAUGCAUCAGAACGCAGACUGCUUCCGCAAUUUAGAAGACUGUGGGGCACUUGCCUGGGGCUCGGAUGGUACACCCCUUCUUUUAUACCAAGUCUGGAUAAUGUCUUGACACCUUCAGCACUGUGGUUCUGAGCAUGUACAUUCAAAGGAAGAGGAUGGACAUCAUCUGGUGAAGCAGUCCUUGCCGAAAUAUCCAAAUUGUUGAACACCGGCUUGGACACAGAUACCCUAGCCCUGUGUGUCAGAUUGUGUGAGAAUGGCAUCAAUCCUGAGGCUUUGGCGCUGGUUAUUCAAGAGUUGAGGCGAGAAUCUGCUGCGAUUAAAGCAUCUGAGUCAUCCAAUUUAUCAUGAAGAAAGGAGAAUGCUAAAAUACAGGAGAAAUAUAGUGUCAGUUUUGUUAUUAACCCAUUUUUUUUUUUUUAUAAGUUAACUUAAUCAUAUCCUAAGGACCUUUCUUGUAACAGGCUUUUGAAUUUAUAUUCUCAGCAUGCAAGAUCUGGUAACUCUUUAUCAAUUUGGCACAUCAGUAUUGCUGUUGUUACAUAAAUGAUUAAGUUACCUGCUUAGCUAAGACACCCUCUGCAGCAAUGUGUGUAGAAUGUACCUGCUUCUAUAAAAAAAAACAACAAAGAAAGCAUCAUUUUAGAGUGGAAGGCAGUAUUUGGUAGCACUACUCUGUGUGUGUGUGUUUAUAUUUUUUGAAAGAAAUAUUGUCACUAGGAACUGGUCCAAGAUGAUCGUGAGCUGAUUGAAAAACUUAUCCAAACCCCGAACAAAAAGCUCAUAGUUUGAGGCUCCCACAAAAAAGAAAAAAAUAAUGUAACUCUUGCUUCUCAUUGUUAUGAAUGUGUGUGAAUUAAUAAGUGUUGGUGUUUGAAUCUAUGCACAUUUUAAUUAGUAAAUUUUUAAGUUGUGAUAAAGGAAUGCUGUAAUGUUUCAUAAAUACUGUAGUCAUAAAAAAAACAAAGAGAAAAUAAUGUGGAAUAGACUAUAAUUGCUGUUUCCAUUUUUUUGGUACUGUACAUGAUGGUGUUUUUGUCCACUUUCACUAAUGAAAUACUUGUUACCAGGACUAUAAAAGUCAACUGCCCUGAGUUCAUAUCCCAUCUUGGGAAUACUGUUUUUUCUCUGCAUAUACUUGUUUGUAGAACUGUAAAAAAAGUCUUAGUUGCUAGCUUGUGCAUGCGCGCACACACACACAUGCAUAUUCAGCUUAUAGAAAUGCUGGAUAUCUAUUUUUAACAUAAAUCUAGAAUGGCAGUGUGAGACUGAUCAUAUGUUUUUCAUACUUGUGAUGGAGACCUGAUGGAAUGCUUGUUGUUAGUAGUCUCAUAGGUUUAUUUAGUGCAUCCAAUGCAAGAAAUAAAUUAUUCUAUAAAAAGAUGUAAUGCUGUUGGAGUUUGAUUUUUUUGGUUGUUGUUAUUCUUGAAAGCUUAGAGCAGCUUUACUCAAGAGGAAACCUUCAAAUAAUUUUCAGGUCAGCGAAAAAGUUAUCCUCCGUUCAAAGUGUAAUAAUCCAAGUCAUUUCUACAUUUAUCAUUCCCCUGACACAAAUGGGACAUUGGAUUUAUGGCAACAUGGGCCACCAGUCUAAACAAAACUAAUUGAUAAGUAACUUUGUAAAGAAGUAUCUUUACCAUGCUAGUUGUUGCGCUGGUGCAGUGAAAUAUUACCAUCAGUACUGUUUGCAGGCAAGUGCAAGCAUCUUGCUGUAGAUAUUUUAUAACUAUUUUUUUCCCUUCAGUCACAAUCUAUUGCAGCACACCCAGCAAUAUCUCAUGAAACUAUUAAUAGAGUUCUAAAGACUACUAGGGGAGAUAGGCUGGUACUCUGUGAAUCAUGCUUUUAAUUUCUGGUGUGAUUUGUAAUUUAGGCGUGUGUCUUUCAAAUUUUUUUAAACAGAGUAAAUGGGAAUGUACAACAGAUCUUAAAGGGAGAGAAUAUUCAUCAGUUUAUCCUUGUCUCUACAUUUUCUGCUUUUCUUUUUCUCGUGUCAUUCUCAGUGGCUGAGUUAAAUGCCAGUGUUUAACACAAUCGCAUUUUUAGGCAUACAAGCCAACACUCACCCCACCCCCACCGCCAACUUUCAUGCACACACACUCACUGUUUGUGUACUCGUGUGUCUGAAAUUUAAGCCAGACAGAGCAAAAUUGCUGGACGUUUGCCGCGUCAGCUGUUAUUGCGAACCGCCCAAUCCGUCGUUUACACACGUAACCCUAAAUGCUUCUUGUAUCGCGUGGAAGGUGUGCUUUUGCAGACUCUGGUAGCUUGUAAGUGGCCACACACCUUGUCACAGGUACCUGCAAGUCAUAAGUGUUGAUAAACGAGGAACCUCAUCUGCCAGCUGUCUGGUUCAGAUCCGGCAACAAAGUGGAAAUGGCUUUUUUUACAAUUACUUGGAGCACCUUCCUGUUCUGGGCGGCACUGAUCAUAUUGCACUCUUCAAACUUGACUUCGACAAAGGAAGCCACACUAUUUCCAAGAGGUGGAGGCAGUUUAGACGUCAAACUGCGACGUUUAUUUAACUUAUUGGACUAUGACAAUAACAACAAAAUUGAAUUCCAAGAGUUUCUAAAUGCAAUAGCAGGUGGAGAAUCUGAAGUAACUUCGGUGAAGCCGGAGGAACUAAGAGCAGCAGUGAAGUUGAGUGAGAAGCGGGUGGAACACAUCUUCAAACUGUUUGAUGUUAACCAAGAUCAUCUUCUAGAAAAGUCAGAGAUAACCGCCGUCUUCGAGGCUAUAGACAGCGACUAUGAUGAAGCUAUAACAUUUGAAGAGUUCGUGGGUUCUGCCAUGGAGUUUACUUACGGCGGUGAAACAGCAGACGACUACUUGCGGCACGAGGAGUUCUAGUGGAAUCUCCUGCCUCCCCAUCCUGCUGUGCUGUCUCCGAACAUCCAGAACUAUCGUCUCCUCCAUAACCAAGCGCUCUCUGUCUGUCUCUCACUUUGUCUCUCUCUCACUCGUUUUGAUUACGCAAUACCAUCUUCUGCAGCUGUUGCCAUCAUCACCGUCAUUGACUGAUAUGUAUACCGACCACGGGAUAUUUGUGCAUCAAUACCCAUAAAAAAACUCCACAUUGUUUCCAGAAUAAUCCGUUCUGUUAUCCUUGUUAGUUUAGUUAAUCAUCUUCGUUACGACUGGAGCAUAAGGCGCCUCGCUUCAUGUUCUCCCUCCUCAUGGCGUGGCCCAACCACCUCCAUUGUCUCUGUCUCUCUGUUGAUACCUGGUCAUCUCCAGACAUUUUUUUCAGCUUGUGCUGCGAGACCAGUUCUGGUAAAGAUCUCCUUUCUGAUAUCGUCGUUAUCGAUGUAACUGCCAAGAUACUUGAAGCUCUGCGCUUCUUCCAACUCCUCACCUCGUAUCUUUGUUUUUGUUGUGCCUUUGUUUCUUACUUUCAUUGGCUUGGUCUUGUCAGAAUGGAUCUUGAACCCCACGCGCCUUGCCGCUUGGUUAAUCCUCUUUUCUCAGAUUUUCCUGUCUUAAAAGAGAGCGACAUCAUCCGUAAAGUCUUCCAGUCGGGGUUUAAUGACCAUGGAGUUAUGGAAUGAAUGUUGAAAUAUGCCCAAUGGAGAGAGAAAAAAAUAACGCACACAAUCUUGUUAAUAAUAAGUUUGAAAUAAAGUGUGAUCCCUUUUAUGUCA
This is a messenger RNA of Pomacea canaliculata, 4573 nucleotides long. Its product is annotated as mitotic-spindle organizing protein 1-like. Gene Ontology annotation, biological process: mitotic spindle assembly; microtubule nucleation by interphase microtubule organizing center; gamma-tubulin complex localization. NCBI's taxonomy places the organism in Eukaryota, Metazoa, Mollusca, Gastropoda, Architaenioglossa, Ampullariidae. Gene Ontology annotation, molecular function: calcium ion binding. Gene Ontology annotation, cellular component: interphase microtubule organizing center; gamma-tubulin ring complex; centrosome. Bases 3306 to 3782 code for a protein of 158 amino acids. The transcript has 8 exons. The record is from RefSeq and is a predicted model, not a curated record.